Messenger RNA from Huiozyma naganishii CBS 8797, 702 nucleotides. RefSeq names its product Atg38p (gene ATG38). The transcript is spliced from 2 exons. The record is from RefSeq and is a predicted model, not a curated record. Lineage: Eukaryota; Fungi; Ascomycota; Saccharomycetes; Saccharomycetales; Saccharomycetaceae. The coding region runs from base 1 to 702 and encodes 233 amino acids.
AUGUCCCACCUCAGACAGACAUACCAAUUGAUAGAGAAUGCUGAGCAACAAAUCAAGAGGGGCAACCUGAAUGAAUCCCUGAAGUACUAUAGACAGUCCGUGAACGAGAUCAAUAAAGUGAUUUUACGGUUGAACAGUGAGCACCCGGAUGAAGUAAACGAUGAAGUUAUUGAGAGUAUCGAAAUCUUGAAGAGGGACGUUUCUCAGACAAUGUUCGACCUGGAGAAUUUUAUCAAAGCCCAACGCGCCGUUUCAAAGGGAUCCACAGUUAAGAACUCUAUUAACAUGAACAUGAUGGGGUCAAUGUUACUUAGCAUUAAACCGUCCAUGAACAAUGUGAAUAGACCUUCACCAACAAGCGAACAAAGCGGCGAUGGGGAGGGAAAUAACUUUGUUAGUGAUCCGAUUCUCACCGGUAUACUUAACAAAUUACAGACAAAUUUAUUUGCCUUAACUGCUGACACUAAAGGAGUGGGUGUUGAUGGGAGGGGUACAAAGAAUGCCAAUCUGGAGGUCAGUCACCAUAUAGAACAAUUCAAACGAGAGUUGAGUUGGUAUGAGCAAAAGAAAUUUUCUGAAUACGAUUCCCGUUUAGAGAGGACUCGGAAGGAAAACAGGAAGCUGCUUCAAGAAGUAGAAAAGUUGAAGGACAGAUGGAACAACCUUGUUGAAAGUGCAAAACAGAGAAGAAAUCGAGAAUGA